UCACGGCAACAACGAACUAUGUCAUCGCCAUGUGAAGGUCACAGAGGUGGAUGCUACGAACACCGCGGGAGUGCCUGGAUAUGGCGGGCGGGGCCACUAGCGCCGUGAAGCUGGACACUUGUGCAGUUUUGGCUGCAACCCCGCCAAAGAUUCACUCUCAGACUAGACUUUGACCGUUCACACCACACAAAUAGCCAUUCGCUAUCAAUCGUCGAACAUCUCCAAGCAUGGCUACCAGACCACCCGCCUUCGACGUCUCGUUCACCCACAUUGUCGCAACGCUCUUUUACAAGGUCGACAAACCACACAACGCUUUACUUCCUGACCAAGUCCCGCAUACACCCCAGGAUACCAUUCCUGCAGCCUCCCUAGAAACGCUCAGAGAUGGCGCCUCGCCGACUAAGAAUCUCGAGGCCUACCCUCUUGAGCCACCAACACAAGGGCCUGAUGCGCUUGACAACCUGUAUGGAAACUACAUAAGUCAGAGCUGCUUAAACGACUUCACCACCACACUAGCCAGUAUUCUCCCAGGUCUCGAACGAGAGACAAUAGCAAUCCGCAAACUCGAGCGAAGUCACCACUGCCGCGUCGUCGAAACUACCUUCCCUCUGCCCAGCGCCUCCAAUAUCUCCGUCGAAACCCUUCGCCGCCACGAGUCCAUAUCUCGAUUCGAGCUCGAAUGGAACGUCGAAUGCGUCUUCCAAGCCGACACAAUACACAGGCGCUACAAGCGUCUCGCAGUCUUCGACAUGGACAGCACGCUGAUUCAGCAAGAGGUCAUUGACGAGAUCGCCUCGCUCAUUGGCGUCGAGAAGGAGGUUUCUGCCAUCACAGCAGCGGCGAUGAACGGCGAGCUGGACUUUGAAGCUAGUCUGCGCGCGAGAUGUAAGCUGCUGAAAGGUGUCCCGGCGACGGUGUUUGAGACGCUGAGGCCAAGGAUCACAUUAAAUGAGGGUGUCAAGGAGCUCAUCGCCGCGCUGAAGAGGCUGGGAUUCAAGACUGCAGUACUGAGUGGUGGAUUUACACCGCUGACCGGCUGGAUGGGACAGCAACUCGGACUGGAUUACGCAUACGCAAACCACCUUGUCGUGUCUGAGGAUGGGCAGACGUUGACAGGUGAGCUCACGGGCGAGAUCGUGCAUGCACAGAAGAAGCGCCAGCAUGUCUUGGAGAUCUCACAGAAGGAGGGUAUACUGCUGGAUCAGGUCGUCUGCAUUGGUGAUGGCGCCAACGAUCUGCCCAUGAUGGGUGUCGCUGGCUUGGGCGUAGCUUUCCACGCAAAGCCCAAGGUGCAGCUUCUGGCGCCAGCGCGUUUGAACACUAAGAGCAUGCAGGAUCUGCUGUACCUGUUCGGUAUUACUAAGGAAGAGCAGGAUGAACUGCUCAAUUGAACUAUCGUUUGAACUCGAGGCUAGAGGACACAACGCAGCAUAGACUAUACCCCAUUUCA
Molecule: messenger RNA, 1450 nt
Organism: Macroventuria anomochaeta
Lineage: Eukaryota; Fungi; Ascomycota; Dothideomycetes; Pleosporales; Didymellaceae
Product: phosphoserine phosphatase serb
Exons: 1
Coding region: 228-1391 (387 amino acids)
Biological process (GO): L-serine biosynthetic process; dephosphorylation
Cellular component (GO): cytoplasm
Molecular function (GO): L-phosphoserine phosphatase activity; magnesium ion binding
Source: RefSeq, a predicted model, not a curated record